Messenger RNA from Haplochromis burtoni (Burton's mouthbrooder), 4526 nucleotides. RefSeq names its product metallophosphoesterase domain containing 1 (gene mpped1). The record is from RefSeq and is a predicted model, not a curated record. Gene Ontology annotation, molecular function: hydrolase activity. The coding region runs from base 409 to 1344 and encodes 311 amino acids. The transcript is spliced from 7 exons. NCBI's taxonomy places the organism in Eukaryota, Metazoa, Chordata, Actinopteri, Cichliformes, Cichlidae.
UCUGCUCCUCCUCGUUGUACCGCUCACCGGUGAAACACAGUGGGCCGGACUGAGAGGGCGAGAGAGAGAGGCAGAGAGAGAGAGAGAGGCUGUGCCUACGACGCUGUGCCGGUGCACCACGGGGUACGCAUUCAAACUGACCAGCGCGUCUCUGUGGCAGCGCAGACACUCCUCUCUCCACACCAUCCAACACUGAGCAGCCUCACUGCGACUGAAGCUGGUGCAGAAGAAGAACGUGAUGCUGUCUCCUCAGGUCACUGGGACUGUGUGUGCACCAAGGGUUUGAACUCGUCAGGACAUUUCCCAGCAGCCUCUCAUAAGGCAGGGACAAUCCACCCACUGCCCUAAAGCAAAAACAACCAGCAGCUACAACUUUGCACUCCUCCAUUUGCUUUGGUCCCUAGCACCAUGGCCUUCACCCUGUCAGAGAUCAUGGCAGCAAGGCGGCAGCAGUCGCAGGCUCAGUCACAUUCACAGCGAGGCAACAGGACUGCUGUGGAGGUGGAUGAGUACAGCACCAACCCCACUCAGGCUUUCACCUUCUACAAUAUCAACCAGGGACGCUUCCAGCCGCCUCACGUUCACAUGGUUGACCCAAUGCCUCACGACACUCCAAAGCCACCGGGCUACACACGCUUUGUGUGCAUCUCGGACACACACUCCCGCACUGAUGCCAUCCAGAUGCCGUACGGGGAUGUGUUCAUCCAUGCUGGAGACUUCACCGAACUGGGACUGCCCUCCGAGGUCAAGAAGUUCAACGACUGGCUAGGUACCCUCCCCUACGACAUCAAGAUAGUAAUUGCUGGAAAUCAUGAGCUGACCUUUGACCAGGAGUUUAUGGCAGACCUCAUCAAGCAGGACUUCUACUACUUCCCUUCAGCCUCCAAGCUCAAGCCGGAGAAUUAUGAGAACGUCCAGUCACUGCUGACCAACUGCAUCUACCUGCAGGACUCCGAGGUCACCGUGCGAGGCUUCAGAAUCUAUGGCUCCCCCUGGCAACCCUGGUACUACGGCUGGGGCUUCAACCUGCCGCGAGGUCAAGCUCUGCUGGAUAAGUGGAACCAGAUCCCAGACAACACAGACAUUCUGGUCACACACUGCCCUCCACUGGGUUUCCUGGACUGGGUUCCCAAGAAGAUGCAGCGUGUUGGGUGCAUGGAGCUGCUCAACACAGUCCAGAGGAGAGUUCAGCCUAAAUUACAUGUUUUCGGACACAUUCAUGAAGGUUAUGGCAUGAUGACAGAUGGCACAACGACUUUCAUCAAUGCCUCAGCCUGCACCGUGAACUUCCUUCCCAUGAACCCGCCCAUUGUCUUUGACCUGCCCAAUCCCAGGACUACGUGACUACAGGAAUCUCAUCUGCAAACCCCUACCAUCAGUAAGGAGAAAGAAAUGAAGAGAGGUAGGUGAGGCAGCAGGCAGAAAGGACCAAAUCCUGUAAAUAUUACACAGAUGUGUGUUUAUCAUGUGCAGCACACGUCCGGAGAAUCUGAUCGUGAAGCUGACCGAGUGAGGGAAGGAGGACGCUCCCUCACACUGUUGUGUUCUGUCAUAUGCCAUCAUUUCUUCAUCUCAGCAUGGACUUUAAAAGAGAAGAGACAAGGGUUAAUGGAAGGACAGUAAAAUGCAAACGAACUGACGAUUCUUCAAAUCCUCUUUUACUGCACUGACAAUCUGAUGCUGCUCUCAGAAAUGCAAAAGACCAAUGCCUCGUCUAAGGGACGGUUUUAGCUGAACCACGGCUACACAGCACUAACGGGACAUUUGUUUUCACCAAGCUUUUCAUACUUUUGAACAUCAGUUUCCAUCUUUUUACAAAUUUCCUCCCACUAAGAACUUUUACUACUGCCCUUAUCUUCCUUGUUUGAUCCCAUCCUCAGGCCUGGAGCAUGCUGGAGUGUUCUUUUUUUCUUUCUUUUCACCAGCAUGUCUGUGCUUGAGAAAUCAAAGUGAGUGUAUGGGGGCACAAGAGGUCUAGAUGUCUGACGUGAUUCCCUUUUGCCUCAUUUGAAACUCUCAGUAAGCCUCUUAACCACUAAAGGCAGAGUCCCAUUCCUGCUUCCACGUAGUUCCCAUGUUGCUCCUCCUCCUUUUCCCUCCUCUCCAUGCUUCAUGCUAUGAAUGACUCGGUUGCUUUUUAGCCCUUGGCUGGAACGUCUGGCUCACGGACUUGCAAAGGAGACCAGGUAACAUGCAACGUAAAGGUGCUAUAAGCUAAUCUGAACAGUCAUGUCACCAGACCUGGGAGGAGUAGGAUGCUCCCUCAUGUUAUGUUAAUUAUGGAAGAUAUGGAUCUUCAACUUUUCAAGAGAAGCAAAGCUGUAACUAACUGAUCAAUGUAAAUGUUCUUUGUCAAUGUAAAGAAAAAAACUUGAAUUUUUCUUCUUGAAGAUUACCAAGUGUUGCUAUGCUUUUCAAAAAAAAUGUGUCAAGAAAUUUGUGGUUGUUACAUUUUAUUUGGUUUGUUUAGUAAUGUAAUGUAACGCUUAUUAUAGUAUUUUCUUCUUUGUGAAGCUACUCAGCCCCAUUCAGUGAGUAUUAACUCUUUUAUGUCUCUAAGCAGUUUGUGUUACAAAAAACAGUAAUUUUCUUUCGCUGCUUUAUUUCUGAAUGUGGCUGAUCCCAGUAAGAGUCUGAAUGUGCUUAGCAUAACAAGAACACGUCACACUUUGAUCUCCGACAUUAUGUAUGAAUGUUCCCCGGGGCUGCAGUUUACUCACGCUCUACUCUCGCUUCUUUCGACGCAUCAGCGUUCGUUGCAGCAGCUGACGUCUUAAUGCUUCCAAAUUGGCAAGACAGGAAAAGGGGUCAGAACCGCUCACCGAGGAACGCAAUAAUGCGGAAAACAGUAGGAGGUCCGUUUACAUGUUAGAACACAAACAUGGCACAGUUUUAGCACCUUCUCUAAAAUCCACGUUUUAAUUGUAAUUUUUUAUUUUUCAUUUCCAUUCAUCUCAGCAGGGCAAUAAGGAACUUUAAAUAAUUGACAAACCUACGUCCUUUUGCCAUUUGAUGCUGUCUAUCACACUGAUUAUACCACUUUCAUAGAUUCUUAAUCUUUGGUUAGUACUGCUCUUCCAACAUCAUUUGCUCUUGCAUCUUGACUAAAUAUGUCAUAUAUUGGUUGACAUAUUUUUUGACAUUGUAAAAACUUGUUUUAUCUGGACCUAGCUGGACCUGUUGUCAUUUAACCGGGGCCCAGCUUUUUGGUUCAGAACAUGGGUACUUUUUAAUAAGAAAGUUCAUUUAAAACCAGAAGAACCAGUAAAAUCCAGUGUAGUUGAUGAUAAAUUGCUUUUUUUUUGGUUUGUUUUCCUUGUAAAAAAUAAUUUACCCAAGGCAGAUGCCAACUUGGAUUUACAUUUCAUUUAAUAGAGAAGUGGCAGUCCAUCAUCCCAGUAUAGAGAAAAUGUUUAAACAGCUGGUUUUUGUGGCCAACAUAAAUAAUGUCUUUUUUCCACUAAAUGCUAGAAAAUUUCCUAGUGUGCUGCUUUGAGCUCACCCUCUGAACAAAAACUGUACUUACACUGCUUUGAAUCACUUUAACCUAUACAGCUGAACAAGAAGGAAUAUUUGAGUCUCUCUCUACCUGUCGCUAAAUAAUUAACUACUCCUACUUCACUAAUUGGCUGUGUUGGAUAAGAAGAACAAGAGACUGUUGUUUGUCAAAAUGUCCAGACAGUACAGGACUGUGAACAUCUCAAGAGGAGGAUUUUCAGCCUGAAACGAGGGAUACUGUAAAUCGCAGCACGUAAUUACAGUUUGAAUGUAGACAGAGGACGUUCUGUACAAAUGCAGUUUAGGUCAUUUUGCCUGUGUGAAAGUCGUCAAGACUUUAUAAGAAGCAGCCUCAUCAUUUAAAACGCAAACUUAAUUAGCAUCUAUGAAAAGAAACGUUCUGAGAAAGGAACAAAGACAAACUAUUAAAAACUAAGAGAUGGGAGGAACUUUCAUCUGGAAGCUUCAUGCAAAGCUGUCUGUUUGGUCUGACUCUCCAGCUCCAGUCCUCAUUUAGAUGUCUCUCACUUUGAUGCUCUUCUGCUUCAGUAGCUGUGUUAUGUUUCCUGUUUUAUCCUAGAAGGGAAAAAAGUGCUGUACUGUUUCUUGAUUUAUUUUCUGAGGCAUGCUUAAACAAGUUAAUGACUUCUGCUACUCAGACAAUCUGCAUAUGAAGAGUUUUGUUCCAAAAUGAGAUAUUUACCUUUUGAAACAAGGAAAGCCAGCAUGGGCAGAAUGACUGACAGCUGAGACUUGAAAGCAGGAUAACUUGUUGACAUUUCUACUUGCUGGAUUUUUCUUAUUCAAACAGUACUGGAUGCUUAGGUGUUUGGAUGAAUGGAUGUAUAGCAUUUUGGAAUUAAAGUGUUCAUAUAGUGUUGUAUUUUUGCCAUUAUUGCUGGAGACUUUUUUUAAACUGUACAAUAAGAGAAAAAGAACCAACACCUUCUGGAGACAUGUAAAGUACCUUUCUUUCUAAGGAUUCUGGUUUCUUCACAGAUUGAAUAAAGUCUUAUCUGUGACCAGUG